Molecule: messenger RNA, 1268 nt
Organism: Hibiscus syriacus
Lineage: Eukaryota; Viridiplantae; Streptophyta; Magnoliopsida; Malvales; Malvaceae
Exons: 7
Coding region: 1-1260 (419 amino acids)
Source: RefSeq, a predicted model, not a curated record
AUGUCACGAGAAAAUACGGGCCGCAAUAAACCCAACUAUGCCCGACCCAUAUCUAGCCCUAAACAAGCACGCCAUUAUUUGGAGAAUGGUUUUAAACACGGUCGUUUCGAUUCUCCAUUUUUGUCGUUUCGAUGCCCUGAAGCCGCGCUCGUUUAUCGUACGAGAAGAGCGCUGCAAGCAAGCUCGGAGGCGAUGCUUAAGUGCAGAUUCCGAGUUCCAGUCUAUCAUCUAUUCACCGGUUAUAGUGGCUUUGUUUCAGCGAGGAAAACAGCGCUUCCUAUUACCUGCAUUCAGUCAAAAGGGUUUGAGAGCUUAAAGCGGUCAUUGCAUACUUCAACAGAUGAUGAUGAUUUUGCAGAAUUAGGCUUACCAGAGGAAAGGGUUGGAGGUAUUAUUCGGAAACUGAAGACGGGAAAGCCUGAGCAUUUUGUGAAAAUUGGUGGUGCUGAAAAGAAGUUAAAUGGGUCACAUUUUAAGGCAGACAGCCACCUUAACAUCAAGGAUGUGUCACAUAAAGUUGCAAAGUCUUCUGUUCCUUCUCUAGAUCUUCAGAACAAUAAUGACGAAAAAUCUAAUUUCAGAACUUCACAUUCUGUUACGAUUAAGAAUGUACCUUCUAUAAUCGACUGUCUCAAGUUGAAGAAAACAAUUUCAGUUUUUGGCAAGGUGUCAAAGUUUUCCAAAAGGUCAGUUCCAAACGGACUUGAUUGUUGUGACAUUGAAUUUAAGCUUGAGAAGUCAAGAAAGGAAGCAUUAUCAAUGGGCUAUGUAACAGUGAAGGAAGUCUCUCUCCUAAUAUGGCCACUGCAGUCUUCGGAAACUGUUAUAAUUAGAAUUAGGAACAUCAGCUUAGAGACUGCAGAAUCAGCAAUACACUUUACAUGCAAAUCAUGUGGUCUUUUCGAGGGUCUUGUGAAGUUGAAAGAGGAUGUUGUGGAUGCCUCAUUUAGAGUGAAUGGUGAGACAGACACAAAGACCAUACUUAAAAAAUUGAACUCUAUAGUCAUGGAUGAGUCCAAAUGGUCAGCCCGUUUACAAGAUGGUGAGUCUCCCUCAAUGGCAAUGACCGAAAAUGGCAAUGCUGAAGAUGAUGACUUGGCGUUUAAAAUUGGUGGACAUUUUACUUACUGGGAAAGGGAAAUACGGAUGAAGAAGAUUUGUGUCAACGACCUGCAGCUUCUGCAUCAUAGCUUGCUUCACCUUGAAGAUCACCCUCUGAAGGCAGAUGCUAGCUUUCCGCCAUCAAAAGAAUCUGAGUAGAAAAAAUA